This is a messenger RNA of Periophthalmus magnuspinnatus, 1993 nucleotides long. RefSeq names its product RFT1 homolog (gene rft1). Gene Ontology annotation, biological process: dolichol-linked oligosaccharide biosynthetic process; glycolipid translocation. The record is from RefSeq and is a predicted model, not a curated record. The transcript is spliced from 10 exons. Bases 190 to 1815 code for a protein of 541 amino acids. Gene Ontology annotation, cellular component: endoplasmic reticulum membrane. NCBI's taxonomy places the organism in Eukaryota, Metazoa, Chordata, Actinopteri, Gobiiformes, Gobiidae.
GUGUACGGAAGCGGCUGUGCCUUUUUCAUCCAUCCACUGUCUGCUCAACCAUGGAUAGGAAAAUGUUUAUAAGUCGUUGCGGUGUGUUGUUAAAAUGACAAAAUUAUCGUUGUCUGCAAAAUACGCGGGGUGUUAACGGGAAAAACACCGUAAAAAACUAAAAAAAAAUAAUUAAAAAAAAGACACAAAAUGAGCACGGAAGAUGUAUUGAAAGAUGCGUCAACUUUGGCGUCCUAUAAUGUUUUGUUACAGGUGAUGUUUCGUGUGCUCACAUUUUUGCUAAAUGCAUUCACAUUGCGGUUUGUAUCCAAAGAGUUGAUUGGAGUAGUCAACGUCAGGCUCACAUUACUGUACUCCACAUUAGUGUUUCUGUCCCGAGAAGCCUUCAGAAGAGCCUGUUUAAGUGGAGGAUCAGGGACCAAUCACAGCUGGAGACAAGUCAUCAACCUGUUAUGGCUCACGUUACCAUUAGGCAUAUUAUGGGCAGUCCUUCUUGUCAGUGUUUGGUUGUGGAUGUUGGAAGUCCCAGAUCCCCUCUCUGUGCCGUACUACAGUCCAGCUGUGGUGCUCUUUGCUCUGGGAGGAGUCCAGGAGCUUCUGGCUGAACCGCUCUGGGUCCUGGCUCAAGCUCACAUGUUCGUUAGACUCAAAGUGAUUUCUGAAAGUUUAGCCAUGAUCGCAAAGUGCAGCAUCACAGUGGUUUUAGUGGUGUUUGCCCGAGAAUGGGGACUGUACAUCUUUGCAGCAGCUCAUUGUGUAUAUACAGGGUUUCUGGUUUUAUGUUACGCUGCCUAUUUUAUCCGAUUCUUGGGCUCCAAAGAGGCAUCAAAGAAGAGUUUUCCCCUGCGAAGUGUCAAAGAGCUGAUUCCACACAAAACUGAUGGAGAGCCUCUGAUUGACUGGACUCUGGCUCGUCUCACCUGGAGUUUCUUUAAGCAGUCUUUCCUGAAGCAGAUACUGACUGAAGGGGAGCGUUACGUCAUGACUUUUUUAAAUGUUCUGAGUUUCGGGGAUCAGGGAAUUUAUGACAUCGUCAACAAUCUGGGCUCAAUGGUGGCACGCUUCGUCUUUCUGCCCAUCGAGGAGAGCUUCUACAUCUUCUUCGCCAAAGUGAUCGAGAGAGGCAGAGACGUUAAGAGCCAAAAACAGGAGGAAGUGGCGAUUGCUGCAGAGGUCCUGGAGUGUCUGCUGAAGCUGGUGCUGGUCAUCGGUCUCAUCAUCACUGUGUUUGGAUACGGAUUCUCACAUCUGGCCCUGGACAUUUAUGGAGGCUCUCUGCUCAGUAGUGGAACAGGACCCAGUCUGCUCCGGUGCUACAGCGGCUAUGUUCUGCUCCUCGCUGUGAAUGGUGUCAGUGAAUGUUUUGUGUUUGCCGCCAUGAGCCAAAAGGAGGUGGACAAAUAUAACCUGGUGAUGUUGGGGCUGUCUGUCUCCUUCCUCCUCCUCUCUUACGCUCUGACCUGGUGGGCCGGAGGAGUGGGCUUUAUUUUGGCCAACUGUCUGAACAUGGGGCUUCGAAUCCUCCACAGCGUCGUGUUCAUUCAUCACUACUUCAGCUCGUCUCCAUGGAAACCUCUGCGUGGCCUGGUCCCGUCCCCACUGCUGAUACUGGCUCUGCUCAUCAGUGCAGUGGUCACAGCUAUAUCAGAGUUUGCCUUCUGCUGUGAGCGCGGAUGGUUCUUCAGGCUGCUCCAUGUGUCUGUGGGCGGAGUCUGUCUGUGCUUCGUGUUUCUCACUGUUUACGUCACAGAGACAAGACUCAUUCAGUUCGUCCAAACACAACUGCUGCCUCGAUACAGGAAAAAACAUCACUGACAUCAAUGAAUUAUAUAAUAAUUAUAAUAAUAGUAUCUCUAGUUAGACAUGGGGUUAUCACAAAGUAUACCACUGAUGGGAACCGCGUUAUGAAUGUAUUUUAAUUUAACAAAUGUGUUUAUAUAAGGUAACGUAUGAAUGUUUGUAUGAAUGAAGAAUCAAUAAAAACAUUGAUAUA